CGGGUAGGGUUUAUGCACAAAGCUGCGAGUGUUUAGGGUUUAUAAAAUUCCGCCCGGCAUACUCCAUUCUCCGCAUCCGCAAUUGCAAACAGCUCUUCCAAUGGGUAAGAAGAAGAAAUUCAUCGACAAGAAGAAAUCCGCAACUUUCCAAUUACUCGCUCGCGACUCAUCUGAUCCCAGUUAUGCCGAAACACCGGGCGGUGACCGGAUAUUCGUCCGAGUCGACAAUAAUCCCUAUUCUGCAGACACCUUCUUUGACGGAGAUAACCCCGACGGUAUCUCUUCUAAUGUUGAACACGAUGACGAUCCUGAUUCCAUCUUUGCUGAUGCGCCAGAGGAUUCCGACGACGGCGGAAAUGCUGAUGCUAGAGUUUUCGGAAGUUCAGUUAAGUUUGGAGGGGGGUUUGGUGGUGCUUCAUCGUCGGAGGGGGGGCCUUUGCCUGAGCAUGUGAGGAGGGAAAUUUUGGAGCUAGGGUUUCCUGACGAUGGCUAUAAUUAUUUGCUUCACUUAAGGGAGAUCAAGCACACUGGUGGUGGCUCUUAUUUUUAUUCAAAUCCCAAAGCUAUUCCUGAUCAGCUCCCUCGCGAUAUCAAGGCAUAUGACGCUUCAAAAGUGCGAGUAUCCGAGGUGAAAAGUGAUGAUACCAAUGAUAAGUCUAUGUAUAGUGUGGCCUCUAAGACUGUUGGUGUCAGGGUGCAGAAAGUGUUUGAUCCUGAAGUAGCUGCAUUACUUGAUGACAGUGAUUUAUCGAGGUUUGGUUCUGAUGUUGAGGACUUGGAGGAGGAUUUUGUUGUUCGUGCAAAUCUUCCUGAAGAAGUGGUGGAAUUGGAUAUUGAUAAGAAGUUGAAUUUAAUUGAUAAUUCUGAUGAUGUGGCUUCUGGCAAUCAAGAGACCUCAGUUGAAAAUGGCAGUGUAGAGAAAGAAGUUGUACCAGAAGAUUUUUCUGGUGAGAAACCACGGGUUCGCCGUCUUCUGGAUGAGCAAUUUGAUUUGCUUGAACAUCAAGAAUAUGGCACAGAUGAUGAAGAUGAUGAAUAUGGUGGUUAUAUGGCUGAAGGAGAUGAAACUCAUGCUAAUAAGUUCAACCAGGUUCUCCUUAAUGCCCGAGCAAUGGAUGACUUAGAAUUUGGUGAUAAAUAUGAAGUUCCUGCAGAUUUAUUGCAUGGCAAUGAGAGACCAAUAACUAAAGAAAUAAUUGAGUCAGCAGCUGAUGUCAUCCGACGUUGUGUAGAAUAUGCAAAUAAGUAUGACAAUGAGGAUGAAAAUGAAGAUGUUAUCAUUGUACAGGAAAGUAGUGAUGAUGAUUCAGAUCAAUGGGAUUGUGAGACUAUCGUCUCAACAUAUUCAAACCUCGAUAACCACCCUGCUAAAAUUGAAGCUCCAGGAGCUGCUAGAAAAAAGAAGAUAGCUGAAACAGUUUCUGGAGCCUUGAAUGCAACCAGUCACAUGAUAACCCUUCGAGGAAAGGAGAAGCUUCCUGUAGACUUCUUGCCUCGUGGUAAAAAACCUGAUGUGGAAAAAGUGAAGGAUGUGCCUGGCUUAAAAACUGAGCCACUCAGGAGGAAGCAACAUGGUCAGGAGUCGAAGGAAGAGAAGAAAGAGCGAAAGGCUGCUGUAAAGGAGGAAAGGCGCGAGGCUAGACGUGCAAAGAAAGAAUUGAAGGGACUCUACAGAGGUGAAACACAUCGUGCGCAGAGAGUUGCUGCUAUUACUGGUCCAUCGUCAAUUCAUCUUUUGUAAUUUGGCAUCAGCUUGUUGCUUAGCUAUAUGAUUAUGAGAAUGACGCCCAUUUUUUGCGAAGCCAACUGUGGGACUCGUUUCAUCCUUGAAUUCCAGACAUAGCAUGAAGUUGUUAUUGCCAAUCUGAUUUGAGGUUUAUACAAAUUUUGCUGUUUAUCGUUGGAUUGUCAUUUUAUAAUAUUAUAUAUUGGUUGUCAAGCACAGUGAAGUCUGAAGCUUAUGAGUUAUCUUGGUUGAAACGUGGCAUAAAUUGAACUUGCCUCCCACUUAUUUAAACCGCAAUAUUAAUUAUGAAACUACAUUAGUUGGUA
Molecule: messenger RNA, 2052 nt
Organism: Manihot esculenta (cassava)
Lineage: Eukaryota; Viridiplantae; Streptophyta; Magnoliopsida; Malpighiales; Euphorbiaceae
Product: protein LTV1 homolog
Exons: 5
Coding region: 101-1741 (546 amino acids)
Biological process (GO): ribosomal small subunit export from nucleus; ribosomal small subunit biogenesis
Cellular component (GO): nucleus; preribosome, small subunit precursor; cytosol
Source: RefSeq, a predicted model, not a curated record